Beauveria bassiana ARSEF 2860 is the source of this 3756-nucleotide messenger RNA. Its product is annotated as oxysterol-binding protein. The transcript has 3 exons. The record is from RefSeq and is a predicted model, not a curated record. Gene Ontology annotation, biological process: endocytosis; exocytosis; maintenance of cell polarity. NCBI's taxonomy places the organism in Eukaryota, Fungi, Ascomycota, Sordariomycetes, Hypocreales, Cordycipitaceae. Gene Ontology annotation, molecular function: sterol binding; protein binding. Gene Ontology annotation, cellular component: cytosol; membrane; intracellular membrane-bounded organelle. Bases 1 to 3756 code for a protein of 1251 amino acids.
AUGUCGGACGCUGGCGGCAGUACGCACAAGCGCUCCAGAUCGUCGGCAGCCCUCGCCUUGCUCAGACGACGAGAUCCCCGCGGCGACGAAGAGUCGGGCUCCGACGACGCUCGCUCCACCGCCGGAGGCGCAGCAUCUUCCAAGCAGUCCUCCAAAUCCUCAAUCCUACCCCUCUCGCGCACCAUUUCUCAUACAAGCAAGCUCUCCUUGAGCAGAACACCCUCCCAGAAACAACAACCUCAGCAACAGCUGCAGCAAGCGCCGCCCGCCAUGAAGCCCGCAGGCCUCGCUCAGGACAAGGCCCCUAGCCUCGAGCAGUCUGUUCGCAAGUUCCGCGUUGUCGAGGCCGUUCGCAAUGGCGACACAGCCGCUAUCUCAAAAAUAAUUCGCGAGUCUGCCGAUGGCGCCCGUCGCGCCAGCGUUUCCUCUAAUGCCACCACCGCAACUACUGCUCCGACAACUCUUGAAGAUACUACUGUCCUCCACCUCGCCAUUCAGUGCGCCGACUUCCCCGUCAUUGAAUACGUCUUGUCCGAUGGAGCUGGCAUGGUCGAUAUCAACGCGCGUGACCGCGAUGGCAAUACCCCUCUUCACAUCGCUGCCAUCCACGGUCGCACCGCCGCAGUGAAGCUUCUCCUCGAGCAAAAGGACAUUAAUGAAGCCCUCGUCAACCUUCAGGGCAAGUUUCCCAUCGAUCUCGCCAAAAAUCCUGAAAUUUUCCAGCUUCUUCAGCUGUCGCGUUCGCUUUAUACCGACUCCAAGGUACGGCAGGUCCAGGAGCUCAUUGCCAAGGGCGACUACGAUACCCUUGCGCAGGUCCUUGAAGAGCCCCGCCUCAAGGCUGUGCUCGACAUCAACAGCCCCGAGUUUGUCUCGGAGCCGACCACUCUGCAGACUGGCGGCACGCUUCUCCACGAAGCUGCACGCCAAAAGAAUAUUGCACUCAUCCAGGUUCUGCUUCUCCAUGGCGCCGAUCCCUUUCGCCGCGACCGUAAAGGCAAGCUGCCGCAGUCUAUUGCGCACGAUGAUGCUACCAAGUCCAUUUUGAAGAAAUCUCCCGCUGCCGUCGCCGCUCAGAGAGGAAUUCAAGAAAAGGCCGUCCUUGGCCAGGCUGCUAGCCAAGGCGCCGCCACUGGUGCUGGUGGCGAGCUCGUGGCUGGCAAGGAAGCCCGCGAGAUGAAGGGCUACCUCAAGAAAUGGACCAACUACCGCAAGGGCUACCAAUUGCGCUGGUUUGUCCUCGAAGACGGCGUUCUUAGCUACUACAAGCACCAGGAUGAUGCAGGUUCCGCUUGCCGUGGCGCUAUCAACAUGCGCAUUGCCAGACUUCAUAUGAGCCCAGACGAGAAGACCAAAUUCGAAAUCAUUGGAAAGUCUUCGGUCAAGUAUACACUCAAAGCCAACCAUGAAGUCGAAGCCAAGCGCUGGUUCUGGGCUCUCAACAACUCGAUUCAGUGGACCAAGGAUCAGGCCAAGGAGGAAGAGAGACAGACGGCCAGAAAUGCCGAGCUUCUUCGCCAGGCCAAAGCCGACCCUAACGCGCUUUCCAUUCAUGAGUCACACAGCGAGAGCGCGAGCAUCUCAGACCGUCGUCAAAGUAGCUCGCAUCUGCCGUCGCGGUCCAUCUCAAGCGCCAAGCUCUCCCCACAGAAGAAUGACCUCACGAGAGCUAGCACCACUGGCAGCGUCGACGAAGAAGAUGGUUUCGAUGCCACCACGGACGGUGGACUAUCACGAGUCCAUGACGGUGCUGCCCUCAUUCCUGGGGAGGAAGACGAAGACGACUAUGACGAACACAGCGUGCGCCAGGAUCCCAGUUCGACCAAAGAUGCUCUCAAUAUUACCGCACAAUCGGCCAAGCUGCAACUUGAGACCAUGACGGCUGUUCACAAUGCUAUGAUGGCUGAGCUCACACAGCGACCUGCUACCGCGCUCUCGGACACCAAGGUUACACAAGCUCUUUCGACGUACGAUGCGGGUAUUCGCAGCCUGACUGGUCUCAUCGGAGAUCUUUUGAGGAUAUCCAAGGAUCGCGAUGCCUUUUGGAAAUACAGACUCGAGCGAGAGACCAACAUGCGUCAAAUGUGGGAAGAGAGCAUGGCCCAGGUUGCACGUGAACAGGAGAUUCUUGAAGCCCGUGUAGACGAGUCAGAAAAGAAGCGAAAACUUACCAAGAAGGCCCUGCGCGAAGUCAUGGAGGGAGGUACUCCUUUGGAUGGAACUCCUGUGCUGGAAAAGGCGCAAGACGAUGUUCAAAUCGCCUCCCCAUCGCCGGGUCCCCGCAGCCUCAUAAGACGCAAGACGGCGCUCGACCAGGUUGCAGACUUUUCGGAUUCGGAUUCGGAUGAUGAAGAGGAAUUUUUUGAUGCGGUAGACUCUGGCGAAGUAGAAGUCGCUGAGCUUCCCGAGUCGCAGCCUACGGAGCCGCAGGCCGUUGUUUCUUCAACUAUGGACCUAAGCCCGUCGUUCAAGGGUUAUGAAAAUGGUAUUCGACAUCGACUUAAGAUGGACGCCGACGACCGACCCAAGAUUUCUCUCUGGGGUAUUCUCAAAUCGAUGAUUGGUAAGGAUAUGACCAAGAUGACCUUGCCUGUCUCCUUCAACGAACCUACGUCUCUACUUUACCGAUGCGGCGAAGAUAUGGAGUAUUCCGACCUCCUUGACAUGGCUGCCUCUCGACCCGACUCGAUAGAGCGUCUAAUUUACGUCGCAGCCUUUGCUGCAAGUGAAUACGCGUCGAGUAUUGGCCGCGUGGCCAAGCCCUUUAAUCCUCUUCUCGGAGAAACUUUUGAAUAUGUUCGUCCUGACAAGAACUAUCGCUUCUUUACCGAGCAGGUCAGCCACCACCCGCCUAUUGGUGCGGCCUGGGCUGAAUCUCCCAACUGGACCUAUUGGGGAGAGUCGAAUGUCAAGUCAAAAUUCUACGGCAAGUCUUUCGACGUUGCGCACCUGGGCACCUGGUUCCUCAAGGUCAGACCUACCAACGGCGGCAAGGAGGAUUUCUACUCGUGGAAAAAGGUGACGUCGUCGGUCAUUGGUAUCAUUACUGGAAACCCUACGAUUGAUCACUACGGUACCAUGGAGGUAAAGAAUUGGACUACUGGCGAGGUUGCGGUUCUUGAGAUGAAGCCUCGGGGCUGGAAGGUGUCAAGUGCGUACCAAGUUGCGGGCAAGGUCAUGGAUGCGGAUGGUGGAGUGCGGUUCAGCAUGGGUGGCCGGUGGAACUCAAAGUUGUACGCACGGCUGACGCCUGGCUACGAGGCCAAUCUCGACGCUUCAGCAAAGGGAAGCAGUGAUGAGCAGGUUCACAGCGGCAGCAUGACGGACCCGAGCCGGGCCUACCUGGUGUGGCAAGCGAAUGAGCGACCUACGGGAAUUCCGUUUAACCUGACACCAUUCGUGCUGACGUUUAACCACAUUGAUGACAAGCUCAGGCAAUGGAUUGCGCCUACAGAUUCGCGACUGAGACCGGACCAGCGGGCGAUGGAGGAUGGCGAGUACGACUUUGCGGCGACAGAGAAGAACCGAUUGGAAGAAAACCAGCGGGCACGCCGGCGUAAGCGUGAGGAGGCGGGAGAGCACUUUACGCCGGCGUGGUUCAGCAGGGCGCGUUGCGAGGUGACGGGCGAGAUGUACUGGCAGUUCAACCACAAGUACUGGAAGCAGCGUGAAAAGGCUGGACCGGAUGGUGACGCGAAUGCGUGGGCAGGCCUGGAGCCCGUCUUUCAGGACGAAGAGGAGACGCUGAAGGAGUAG